This is a messenger RNA of Aspergillus homomorphus CBS 101889, 1397 nucleotides long. Its product is annotated as putative amino acid transporter. Lineage: Eukaryota; Fungi; Ascomycota; Eurotiomycetes; Eurotiales; Aspergillaceae. Gene Ontology annotation, biological process: amino acid transmembrane transport. The record is from RefSeq and is a predicted model, not a curated record. The transcript has 7 exons. Gene Ontology annotation, molecular function: amino acid transmembrane transporter activity. The coding region runs from base 17 to 1390 and encodes 457 amino acids. Gene Ontology annotation, cellular component: vacuolar membrane.
UUUUUUUCUCAUCAUUAUGGCCAGCCACGGUAGAGAUGUCGAGGCUUUCGACGCCCAUCAGCACUACCACGAUGAAGACGAGAAGAUCGAGAAGGUCUCUCCCGAAGAGUCCCCCCCGGCCGAUGACCCGUUCGGCAACGAAGAGACGGCCGAAGUCAAGUUUCGAGUGAUGAAGUGGUGGAACUGUGGCAUGCUCAUGAUUGCGGAGAAUAUCUCUCUGGGUAUCUUGUCGCUGCCCUCCGCUGUGGCCACUCUGGGAAUUGUUCCCUCUAUCCUCAUCAUCCUCGGAAUGUCGGGUAUCUCCUGGUACACCGGUUAUGUCAUGGGACAGUUCAAGCUGCGCUAUCCCCAGGUUCACAGCAUGGGUGACGCCGGCGAGUUGCUCAUGGGUCGGGUGGGACGCGAAAUCAUGUUCUUCGGCCAGCUGCUGUUCUGUAUCUUCCUCAUGGCCAGUCACGUCCUCACCUUCACCGUGCUCUUCAACACGAUCACCGGCCACGGCACCUGCACCAUCGUCUUCGGAGUUGUCGGUCUCGUCGUCAGCUGUAUCUUCGCCCUGCCUCGCACCAUGAACAAGGUGUACUACAUGUCCAUCGUUUCCUGCUUGAGUAUCAUCGUCGCCACCAUCACCACGAUGAUUGCGCUCGGAGUGGAAGCUCCGGCUCACGUCCAGAACGACGUCACCACCCACCCCAACUUCGUGAAUGCGUUCUUGGCCGUCACUAACAUCAUCUUCGCUUUCAUCGCCCACGUUGCUUUCUUCGGAAUCAUGUCCGAGAUGGAGGAUGUCCGCGACUUCCCCAAGUCGCUGGCCAUGCUGCAAGUGCUUGACACGACCAUGUACAUCAUCACGGCCAUGGUCAUCUACCGCUAUGCCGGUCCCGAUGUCAAGUCCCCUGCCCUAUCUUCCGCCGGUCCGCUCAUGAGCAAGGUCGCCUACGGUCUGGCCAUUCCUACGGUCAUCAUCGCGGGUGUGAUUUUCGGUCACGUGGCGUGCAAGUACAUCUUCGUGCGGGUGUGGCGUGGAUCUCCCCAGAUGCACACGAACAACCCGAUCGUGGUCGGCUCGUGGAUCGGCAUUGCGUUGGCUGUCUGGGUGAUUGCCUGGGUCAUCGCCGAAUCCAUCCCGGUGUUCAACGACCUGCUGAGUCUGAUUUGCUCUCUGUUCGGCAGUUGGUUCAGUUACGGAAUCCCCGCUCUGAUGUGGAUGGUGAUGAACAAGGGCCAAUACACGGCCUCGGCCUCGAAGAUCUUCCUCACCAUCGUGAACCUUAUCAUCCUCGGUAUUGCGUGCGCGAUUUGCGGUCUCGGACUCUACGUUUCGGGCAAGUCGAUCCACGACAGCACCGCCUCGGCCAGCUGGACUUGUGCCAACAACGCUCAGUCGUGAGUUUUCU